Molecule: messenger RNA, 3117 nt
Organism: Talaromyces amestolkiae
Lineage: Eukaryota; Fungi; Ascomycota; Eurotiomycetes; Eurotiales; Trichocomaceae
Exons: 3
Coding region: 1-3117 (1038 amino acids)
Biological process (GO): trehalose catabolic process
Cellular component (GO): fungal-type cell wall
Molecular function (GO): alpha,alpha-trehalase activity; carbohydrate binding
Source: RefSeq, a predicted model, not a curated record
AUGUAUAGCGCAACGCUCCUUCAGGCUUUGUGCCUUCUUCCUCUAGUCGCAGGUCUCCCGUUCAACGAGCGAGUUGACCAAGUCCUCCGCUCUUAUGAUCUGACCUCAAGACUCAACUCUCGUAGUCCUAAACCUUCAAAACAUGGCGGCACCUACCAAACUCAAUUCACCGGCGUAACCUGGGACCAACGCAACUGGCGCCUCCAGAGUACUGUCCUGGACCAGGGCCACUACGAAUCCCGCGGUUCCAUCGCUAACGGCUACAUUGGCCUCAACGUCGCCGGCGCCGGUCCCUUUUUUGAGCUCGAUACCGCCGUCGACGGCGACGUCAUCAAUGGUUGGCCUCUGUUUUCGCGUCGACAGACCUUUGCCGGGCUGGCAGGCUUUUACGAUUUGCAGCCUACAACUAAUGGAUCGAAUUUCCCUUGGUUGGAUCAGUAUGGUGACGAUAGCGCCAUUAGCGGUGUACCCCAUUGGGGUGGAUUGGUCCUAGAUCUGGGUAAUGGGGAGUAUCUUGAUGCGACGGUGGAUAAUUCCACCAUUUCGGAUUAUUCGACUACCUAUGAUUAUAAAGCUGGUGUUUUGUCGUGGGAUUACAAAUGGACUCCGAAAAAUGUCAAUGGGUCGUUUGGGAUCAAGUACAAGAUUUUUGCGAAUAAGCUUGAUGUUAACCAGGCUGUGGUGCAAUUGAGUAUUACGCCGUCGGCGAAUGGAUCGGCAUCUGUGGUCAACGUCAUUGAUGGGUAUUCUGCUGUUCGCACGGAAUUUGUCUCGUCGGGGAAUGAGAGUGAUGCCAUCUACACCGCUGUUAAGCCUGUUGGCGUGAGCAAUGUUACUGCAUGGAUCUAUGCUGCCUUGGAUGGAGACGAUGCUUUUGAUUUCUCUUCCGCGACGCUUGUCAACGACAAGCCGUACGUGCAUCAGAACGACUCUUCUAUUGCGCAAUCCGUCAAUGUUACCUUUACUGCCGGUACUACUAUCACGAUCAACAAAUUCGUCGGCGCUGCUUCUACUGAUGCGUUCCCCGACCCUCAAAGCACCGCUAGAGAAGCCGCUCUAAAAGCUCGUCGCCGAGGCUUUGACGAUCUCUUCCGCUCUCACAUCUCCGAAUGGGCUCAAGUCAUGCCUGACGAUUCCGUCGAUGACUUCACGCUUGCAAAUGGCACUCUGCCCAAUGACACGUUCAUUAUCGAGUCCGCCGUUAUGGCCGUAGUCAAUCCUUAUUAUUUGCUGCAAAACACCGUUGGACCGAAUGCUCUUCGUCGGGUUGACAACGCCCCCGUCAAUGACUGGAGUAUCCCCGUCGGCGGUCUGACCUCGGAUUCUUACGCCGGACAAAUUUUCUGGGAUGCCGAUGUCUGGAUGCAGCCUGGCCUGGUCGCUGCGUUCCCAGAGUCCGCGAAGCGCAUCACCAACUACCGAGCAGCCAUUUAUUCGCAAGCUUUGGAAAAUGCAAAGACAGCGUACACCAGCUCGCAGAACCAGACUUCUUUCUCAUCUGAUGCUGCGAUUUUUUCCUGGACCAGUGGACGAUACGGCAACUGCACUGCUACCGGCCCAUGCUGGGAUUACGAGUAUCACUUGAACGGCGACAUUGGCAUCUCACUUGUCAAUCAGUGGGUUGUCAGCGGUGAUAACGAUACCUUCAAGAACACGCAUUUCCCAAUCUACAACUCUAUUGCCACUUUGUAUGGAGAUUUGUUGAAGAAGAAUGGAAGUUAUUACACGCUCACUAAUAUGACUGAUCCUGAUGAAUAUGCAAACAAUGUCGAUGCCGGUGGAUAUACCAUGACACUGAUUUCGCAGACCUUGUCAAACGCCAACGCAUUCCGGAAACAGUUUGGUAUGGACGAGAACUCAACUUGGACAGAUAUGGCAGACAACGUUCUUUUGAUUCGCGAGAACGAUGUGACCCUCGAGUACACAACCAUGAACAACAGCGUGGCUGUCAAAMAAGCCGAUGUGAUUCUGUCCACUUAUCCACUGGAUUAUACAAAAAACUACACCACCAGCGCCGCUCUGAACGAUCUAGACUACUACGCACUGAAACAAUCCCCCGCCGGUCCCGGCAUGACAUACGCCAUCUUCUCCAUCGUCGCCAACGACGUUUCCCCGUCUGGCUGCUCAGCAUACACCUACGCCCAAUACUCCUACGACCCAUACAUCCGCGGCCCAUUCUUCCAAUUCUCCGAACAACUGCUAGACGACUACACCGCUAACGGUGGCACGCACCCGGCCUUCCCAUUCUUGACGGGCCACGGAGGCGCAAACCAGGUUGUUCUGUACGGGUAUUUGGGUCUGAGGUUACUGCCCGACAAUGUGUUGCAUAUUGAUCCGAACCUACCACCGCAAAUCCCCAGUGUCAAAUAUCGCACAUUCUACUGGCGCGGAUGGCCUAUCCAAGCUGCUUCGAAUUACACGCACACCACCAUCCAACGUGCAAGGAGUGUCGCUCCAUUGUCAACCGCCGAUCAAACCUAUGCCAACAGAAGCAUUUCUGUGCAAGUCGGCCAGAAUACCGUCAAUUCGACAACCUAUUCCCUGCCUGCAAACGGAUCUGCAAUCGUCGUGCCCAACAGACAAAUCGGCUCCAUUAAUACCGUCGCUGGCAACAUCGCACAAUGCAAAUCCGUUCUGUCGACAGAUGCGUAUCAGCCAGGCCAAUACCCCAUCUCAGCAGUCGAUGGCGCGGCGUCAACGAAAUGGCAGCCCGAGUUUGCCGCGAACAUCAGCUCUUUGACCGUCGACCUGACCAGCAGCAACGCCAGUACUGUAUCCGGAUUCUAUUUCGACUGGGCACAAGCACCGCCUACCAACAUCACCGUCCUCCUCCACAACUCCUCAAGCGCCUCCCUAACCUCUUCAAAUUCCAAUGGUGGCAGCUCGACAGUAUCACUCAACGUAACAAUCUCGGAUCCCUACGACGCAUCGACGUACAACGCGAACGUUAUCACGUUAUCGUCUAGUAACACGACAAAUUAUACGUUCCCGGCGCCGGUGUCGAAGCCGAGGUAUGCGACUUUGUUUGUCCAGGGGAAUCAGGCGCUGGAUGAGACGGACUUGAAGGCUGGAAAUGGGACUGGGGCGACGGUUGCGGAGUGGGCGAUUUUGAGUUAG